AUGAGUCCUUUCUAUGAUGGUCAGAGAAUGGAUAGUUUGUUCUCAACUCGUGACCCCACAUACCACAAGAAUCUGAAGAAGCCGGUAGGCCAACUGUUCUCCAUGGCUAACAUGCGAAACUAUGAACCAUACGCCAACGAAUGUUCGGCCAUUUUCAUCAACAGCAUGCGGGAUCUGGAGGGUCAGCCGGUCAACCGGUCAUCCUUCGGUUUCAUGGAACAGCGCUGCGACAUGAACAAUAUGAUCGGGGAUCUUGACAGUGCGCUACAAUAUGUCAAGAUAAUAGGCCAAUACCCCGAGCUCCACCCAUGGCUGUUGGGGAAUGAAAAGCUUGUGCGGAUGUUGAAAAAGUCGUUUCCGAAACUCCUGGAUCCUCUCUAUCGAUUUAUACAGAUAAGGACUCAGUGUGCGUUGACCAUGCGGGUGAUGACAUUAUUGUAG
Molecule: messenger RNA, 441 nt
Organism: Rhinocladiella mackenziei CBS 650.93
Lineage: Eukaryota; Fungi; Ascomycota; Eurotiomycetes; Chaetothyriales; Herpotrichiellaceae
Exons: 1
Coding region: 1-441 (146 amino acids)
Molecular function (GO): monooxygenase activity; oxidoreductase activity, acting on paired donors, with incorporation or reduction of molecular oxygen; heme binding
Source: RefSeq, a predicted model, not a curated record